This is a messenger RNA of Rotaria socialis, 1878 nucleotides long. Lineage: Eukaryota; Metazoa; Rotifera; Eurotatoria; Philodinida; Philodinidae. The record is from the annotation of a GenBank genome assembly.
AUGAGAAGGACUGGCGUCCAACGUUCGACGUCAUCACAUUCUGAACCAUCACGUCGUUAUCAUAAUUUACUUUAUAUUCCACGUGAAUCAGGAUAUGACUCAUCGUCAGGUAUAUCGGCAUCAUCAACAGCAACACUUACUCCUAUUGAAUAUAUUAUAUAUCCUAUUGGAUUACGUAAGGGUCAAGUACGAAAAUUAGAAGAUGAUUAUCAAAGAUUUACUCAUAUAUACAAAGGAAUCAUAAUACGUUUGGAAAAAUUAGAUUCACUUUUAUCCGAUGCUGAACGUGUUCUUGAUUUAACAAGAAUAUCAACAGUCCAAGAAGAAUUGCGUAGUGUUCGUACACAACUUGAUGAAAUUCUUAAUCUCGGUCAAGAACUUGUAUCAAAAAGUGAAACAUACAGCAAACUUGUUGGUCCUGAUAUUGAAAAUAUAACACGAAAUUUCGAAGAAUUACAACGUCGUAUACGUGUUAUUCAGGAAAUACAGGAUAAACGUUUACGAGAACAACAAGCAACAACAACCACAACAAAUAAUAAUAGUAUUCAUAAUGAUCAACGUGAUGACGUUCGUCGAGAAUAUUAUUCCGAAAAACGAUACAAUCGUACUGAGCGUGAAUCACGUCAUCGAUCACCAUCAGAAUCAUCAGAUGUCAGCACUGCACAUGGUGUUGUUGAUGAAGAAUUUAAGAAAAAAUAUUUACGUUGUUUGGCUUAUAUGAAAUUAGUCGAACGUUUAAGUGACAAUCAACAAGAAACUGAUGAAGAUUCCGAUAUUAAACAUCGGAGAUUAUCUAGACGAGAACGAACGAUUCGUGAUCGACCAGAAUAUGAAGAGAUCGAAAGAAUCAUACGUGAAACAGAAGAACGUGCCUAUAUUAUCGAAAAAACAGAUGUUGAACAAGCACGUCGUAUCAGAGAGAAAAUUCUUCGACUUAGAGACUGUUUGGAGAAUCUUAAAACUCGUUCGACUCCCUAUCAAACUGACGAAGAAAUUAUUCGAUAUAAUGAACGAUGUCAAGAACAUAUUCGUACAAUCGAUAGAACAGUACCAAGAGAGCGGGAAAUGGAUUCCGAUUUCAUCUACGAUAUUGAUGAUGCACGUUCAGUAAUUAGUGAACCAGCACCAUGUUUUAAUACAAAAUAUCGCAAAACAGUUCAUUCACUUGAACGUUAUAAAGCCGAUGAUCAAACACGUUUUGCUCCAGCCUAUGAAGAAUAUCAAUUGCAACCAUUAUUACGUGUACGCAGUUUGAAAGCAAUGGAUCAUCGAACAUUGAGUGCACCAUCAUCACCAAUAUUACAACCACGUUAUCGUUCAUACGAACGUUCAAAUGUUCAAUAUACCAAACAAACGAAAAAUCAACAAGGUGGCCAAGAUAAUUAUCAAAGUUCAAUAUCGAAAUCGGCUAGUAUGCCAAAUGGUGGCUUUCCAAUGCAACAAAGUCUCUUACCUUAUCCACCGCCACCACCUCCGAACUUCUAUCCUCAACAACCUAUGGUCUAUCGUGAACGUGUUAUUGAUAGACAUGUGGCUGAAAAAAGUACAUCACGAGGUGAAUCUCAUCGUCAACAACAUCAAGAAUCAAGUGCUCAUGUUCAACAGCAAAAUCAACAUCCGCAACAACAACAACAACAACAAGUACGUAGUGCAAGUGCCAGUGGACAAACUCAAACAUUUAAUCGAUCGAUACCUGUUCAAUAUGAAACAUCGAGAGGUUUUCGAACAACAAAUGGUUUCUCACAAGAACAAACUCCAAAUUAUUUUUAUAAUGAGCAACAUGGAGGUGGAACUGACAGUUAUCGACAACAAACUAAUGAUCAACCAAUAUUUCCAUCACAAAGCGUUGGUCGUCAUCCGAAACGUAUUGUCAACUGA